Coniophora puteana RWD-64-598 SS2 is the source of this 582-nucleotide messenger RNA. RefSeq lists its product as uncharacterized. The transcript has 3 exons. NCBI's taxonomy places the organism in Eukaryota, Fungi, Basidiomycota, Agaricomycetes, Boletales, Coniophoraceae. The coding region runs from base 1 to 582 and encodes 193 amino acids. The record is from RefSeq and is a predicted model, not a curated record.
AUGUCCUUCGACAACACCAACAACGCCGGCCUCAACGCCACCCGCCCAUCACAUACCAUCCACUGCGACUCUGAGCCCCUCCCAGGCUCAGGCGCCCGCUCCGCCGCCCAGGCCUCCGACUACUCGCCCGCGACCAUCGACCGCACGCCCAGCUCGGCGCUGCACGACACGACUGCGCCCACCGAGGUGCACGUCAACCAGCAGUCGCGCGAGCGCGAGCAAUCGCGCCUGAACGAGUCCUUCGACGGCACGUCAUCGACCAUGUCCCGCGAGGGCCCCGUGAGCUCCAACUCGGAGUUCCGUGACGAUGGCGCGCCCGAGCCUCCAUCAAAGGACGGCGUCGACGCAUUCAGCUCGGAGAGGUCGAUGGACUCCAAGCCCAGCAACGAGAGCGGUGUCGCUGUCGGCGGCGACGAUGACCUCCCUGAAGGUAAGGCAGGCAUGGCUGAUAAGAUGAUCGGCAAGACCCAGAAGGUUAUGGGCAAGGUCACGAAAAAGCCCGAGCUCCAGGAGAAAGGAGAGCUCCGCGAGGUUGGCGGCAAGGCUGCUGUCCAGGGAGAGGCACGGGUCCCUCACGAGUAG